Messenger RNA from Pogona vitticeps (central bearded dragon), 927 nucleotides. Lineage: Eukaryota; Metazoa; Chordata; Lepidosauria; Squamata; Agamidae. The record is from RefSeq and is a predicted model, not a curated record.
AUGGCGUCCUUCUGGGCCGUCUUCCGGAGAGUCCGGCUUUGCAGGAGCGCUGGUUCUUCCUGGAGGAGGGAUUUCAAAGCUGGCACCGGGGGACUCCUCUUUGAUGCCUUGGCCAUUGGCUGGGGCCUGGACUUCUCCCACUGUACUGCUGCUGGCUCCUCAGGGGGGCCCCUUUCGUGGCGAUCUGGGGUCCCCUGCAAGAUUAAGAGGGUCCGCACCGUUUUCACUCCGGAGCAGCUGGAGCGCUUGGAGAAAGAGUUCCUCAAGCAGCAAUACAUGGUGGGCACAGAGCGGGUGGACCUGGCGGCCACCCUGCACCUCACAGAGACCCAGGUGAAGGUCUGGUUCCAGAACAGGCGGAUCAAGUGGCGAAAACAGAGCUUGGAGCAGAAGGCGGCCAAGCUCUCGCACUUUGGGACCCCACGGCCGGACCCCUCCAGGCAGGACAAGGAGGAGGAGGAGGUGGAGGUGGAGGUGGCGGUCUAGCAGUGCCCCUUGCCCCUUCCGGCGGCUGCCCACAUUACUCUCCCACCCCCAUUGCUCCACGGGCACAGAGUUAAUAGCCAACGCCUGCUCGGGAGAAAAAGGACCAGAAGAGGCGGUGCAGGACUUGACGGUGCUUGGGUGGACCCCCGUGUCCAGCUCGGGGCAGGGGCAGGGGAUGGGCUGGGAAGUUUGGGCCUUUGAACACCUACCGAUCUGGACAGUUCCAGCUGGACUCUGGGAUCAUCGGCUCCACCGUCCAAGGGCUCUUUCCUAAUCCGAGAAAGGCGUUCCGACAGCCCCCCUCCUGGCUGGGCCAGGAUGCCUUCGUUGGGCCUCUGCACCUUGUAGAUCACCAGGUUUUACUGUUGCAUGUUUUGCUUUUUGAUAUUUUGACCCACUUCGGGUUUUUUUUUAAAGCAUGGAGAGCGGUAUAGAAUUUAA